This is a messenger RNA of Apiotrichum porosum, 1437 nucleotides long. RefSeq lists its product as uncharacterized. The record is from RefSeq and is a predicted model, not a curated record. The transcript is spliced from 9 exons. Gene Ontology annotation, cellular component: cytoplasm. The coding region runs from base 1 to 1437 and encodes 478 amino acids. Gene Ontology annotation, molecular function: oxidoreductase activity. NCBI's taxonomy places the organism in Eukaryota, Fungi, Basidiomycota, Tremellomycetes, Trichosporonales, Trichosporonaceae.
AUGGCUUCUCCAUUUCCUCAGCAGUUUACGUCGACGGUUUCGCACUGGCAGGCGACAAAUCGCGGCCCGUCCGCCCUAUGGGACCACGGUCGUGACGCUCCUCUGCCUUCCAACGUCGACUUUCUGAUCGUUGGAGGGGGCAUCACUGGCGCAUCACUCGCAUACCAGCUCACAAGACCCGGCGGAGCGGGAGUCGGCAAGCACAUUGCCGUGGUGGAAGCCAAGGACCUUGCCUCUGGCGCGACUGGCCGCAACGGUGGACACAUCGGUCCUUGCUCCUGGCUCUCCUUCCCGUCGCUCACCGCCUCGCUCCAGGACGGUGGCGCUGGGAUCGAUGCCGAGGCAGCCCUCGACGUCAUCUUCAACGAGGCCGACACACUAGCACUCGCGGCGGAGAUUGUGAGAUCCGAGAACCUCGACGUAGACUUCUGGAAGGGGCACAAGAUGGAAGUCUUUACCACCGAGACCGGAGCCGCCAAGAACGUGGCAGCCCGCGAGGCCUUUGAGAAGGCGCGUCGGGCGAGCAAGUAUGCCAACCGCGAACUCGAGUGGACACUGGUCACAGAUCCGGUCGAAGCCCAGAGAAUCUCUCGUACCGAGGGAGCACUCGCUGUCAACAUUGGCACUGCUGGGUCGAACCACCCUCACCGCCUUGCCACCGCCCUCAUGAAGCUGGCCAUGGAAGCCAGGUCAAGCAAGACCGAGUUGUACUCUCACACUCCAGUACUGAAACUCUCGGAGACGCAGGGUGGAUGGGCGGUCGAGACUACUCGCGGUUCCAUUCGUGCCGAGAACGUUGUUCUGUGCACCAACGCGUGGACGAGGCAUCUGUUCCCGGAAGACAUGGAGAGGAAAACCGGAAUUGCCGCACAUGUAACUCCAUUCCGUGGCCAUGCAGCCCUCGUUGUCCCUCCCGCAUCAUACUCCGGCGAAGACAGCAUCCAGAACACCUUUGCUGUCGAGAACGGUCCGUACCUCAUGGCGACACCACACUCGGGACUCGUGUUUGGCGUGUACAAUUCGACCGCGCUGGCUGUGGGUUUGGCAGGGUGGGACGAGAUCUUUGGCGUGGAAGACGACUCGGUCGUACUGGACUCGUUCAAAGAUUGGCUCGUUGACUACUGCCCGAAGGGGUUUGUGGAAUGGGGAGACGAGCUGCCAGGAGAGGGCGUGAAUCAGAUGUGGACUGGUAUCAUGGCUGCUUCAGCCGACCAGAUCCCGCUUAUCGGAGCCGUCCCAGGCAAGGCUGGACUAUGGGCCGCUGUAGCCUUCCACGGUCAUGGGAUGGCGCGUAUCCUCACUGUCACACAAUCAUUAGCAGCCAACAUCAAGACAGGGGAAUGGGACAGCCGUCUUCCGCGCGUGUUCGAGAUUACCGAGCAGCGUCUUGAGAGGGGGCGAAGUGCGGCGGCAAUCCCACGUUUCCAGCAGUCGUAG